Messenger RNA from Belonocnema kinseyi, 345 nucleotides. RefSeq lists its product as uncharacterized. The transcript has a single exon. Bases 1 to 345 code for a protein of 114 amino acids. Lineage: Eukaryota; Metazoa; Arthropoda; Insecta; Hymenoptera; Cynipidae. The record is from RefSeq and is a predicted model, not a curated record.
AUGGUGGUGUGGCGAAUGAAAAGAGCCUGGAACUUCGAAGAGAAACUAAGAAGGAAAGAGGGAAGCAAAAUUGCAGAAGCGUGUGCUCGCGAGGUCAUGGAUAAAGAGAGGAGGGAUAACGUGGGGUGUUCAAAAUGGGAGGAGGAGAUAUAUGAAGUGAGGCGUGAAUGUGGCAUAAAUGAGAGGGGUAAAAAGUGGGAGGAAAUAGAGGAAGAGAUGAAGGCAAGGCAAGGUGAGGAAAUAUGGGAAAAAAUCGCAGAUUCAAGGUUCAACAGCUGGUAUAGAAUGGUUAAGGGGCAGGAGAAACCAGAGUACCUGAAAAAGAUUAAAAAGGAGAGCAAAUAG